AUGACCACCGACGACAAGAAUAGCAACAGCCAUGCCGGCCUACACAGAUUCACCUUCACUUCUAACCAUGCAAUUAUUCCUCUCCUCCUCCUCCUCCUCCUCCUCCUUUCUCCCACCGUCCGAUCACAAUCCAGUCCACCAGAAAUCAACAACCAAUACCGAUACAACAAUUUCAGCCCUUCGAUGGCGAUUAUAAUCGUAGUCCUCAUCGCCGCCCUCUUCUUAAUGGGUUUCUUAUCCAUCUAUAUCCGCCACUGCUCCAACUCCUCCAAUGGCAACAGCGUCCGCGCCGUCCUCUCCAUGCGCUCCCGACGCGCCGCCGCAGCGCGUGGCCUAGAUCCAUCAGUCAUCGAAAAGUUUCCCACUUUCGCCUACACCGAAGUCAAAGACCGGAAGAUCGGGAAGGGAGCCUUGGAAUGCGCGGUCUGUCUCAAUGAAUUUGAAGACGAUGAGACACUUCGUCUGAUCCCGAAAUGCGAUCACGUGUUCCACCCAGAAUGCAUCGACGCCUGGCUCACCGCUCACAUAACCUGUCCGGUCUGCCGUGCAGACCUUGUAGCACAACCCGGUGAGUCCAUACACCUCCCGCCUCAAUCACAAACUGAAAUUGAUAUAGAAAAUCAAGCAACUGAUGAGGCAGACGUCAUGGCCAACGGCAACGUAUCAACUAGCCUGAGCCGUGAGCAAGAAAAGUCGGGACCAAUGAAGCGGACUCUGAGUAUGAAUCAGAACCGGCCGCCGAGGUCGGGGUAUGCAAGACCCAGGCUGUUCGGCAGGUUUAGGUCACAUUCAACUGGGCAUUCUUUGGUUCAACCGGGGGAGAAUACGGACCGGUUUACUCUGAGAUUACCGGUGGAGGUUAGGAAGGAAGUAAUGGACCGGGCAAUAUUGAACCGGACACCGAGUUGUGCAACAAAAGUUUAUCGAAAUGGGGAGGGGAGUGGUAGAGGUAGGUCUUUCAAAAGAUUAGAGAUAUUGGACCGGUCUUCAGACCGAUGGGCGUUCUCGAUGGCUCCACCAUUCUUUUCAAGGACAUCGUCGGUGAGGUCUCCAAAGGUGGGAGGGGAUACCGGUGAGGAAUCCACUUCAUCAUCGUCAUCGAGGAUGAUCAAAGGCAGGAUGAUCAAAAUGGCAUCUUUUAAUUGUUUGGACACGAAGGAUUAUUGUGGUCUGGUAUCGGCCGACUCGGCUAAGCCCUCGGUUUAA
Ilex paraguariensis (yerba mate) is the source of this 1206-nucleotide messenger RNA. NCBI's taxonomy places the organism in Eukaryota, Viridiplantae, Streptophyta, Magnoliopsida, Aquifoliales, Aquifoliaceae. The record is from the annotation of a GenBank genome assembly.